CCCGCCCUCCUCACAGGUGAAGGGUGAGUCACCCGGGAGGCCAGUUUGGACUCUGCACCCUCGGGUGCGUUCGUUCUGCUGCCCGCGGGCUGGCUAGUCCUCCUCUGCCCCUUCAUGGAAGGGGCCAGACCCCCAUCGCCGGGCGAUGAAUUGGAGCUUUCGGUGCUCGAGGGGCAGCCGGACGAGCAGACCCCUCUCAAUGGAGCCGUAGGGACGAUCACUUCACCCGAGGAGCCCUACCCAGCCCAGGCUAACAAGGAAAGCCCUUGGAGCUCCUGUAAUAAGAAUUUGAUUGGAAGGUGCAAACUGUGGAUGGUCAUCACCUCUAUUUUCCUAGGUCUCAUUUUAGUAAUCGUCGUAAGCUUAUGUCUUAUUGGAGUAACUUACAUCGAUGAAGAUGAAAACGAAAUACUUGAAUUAUCAUCAAAUAAAACAUUCUUGGUCAGGCUAAAGAUUCCAGAAGAGUGUGUUUCUGAAGAGGAGCUGCCUCACUUGCUCACCAAAAGGCUCACAGAUGUGUACAGUUCAUCCCCAUCUCUGAGUCGUUACUUUACUUCGGUGGAAAUAGUGGACUUCAGUGGUGAAAAUGCCACGAUAACCUACCACCUGCAGUUUGGGGUUCCAUCGGAAGAUGAUGGUUUUAUGAAGUACAUGAUGAGCCAGGAGCUGGUGCUGGGCGUUUUGCUGCAGAAUUUCCACGAUCAGAACGUGUCUGGUUGUGAGACUCUGGGGCUUGAUCCAGCAUCCCUCUUGCUCUUCGAAUGGAGUGGUGGAGGCUGGUCUUCGUCUGAAAGCAGCACUCCCCUCAGUUUGGAGAUGGAGAGUAUUCAUCCCGUUCUAUGGACAAUAUCCGGUGAAUUAACGUAGGACUUGCAUUGACUAGAGGGGUGGAGAUGAUCCUGUUUCUCCUGUUUCUGCAGCUGUGAUGUCCAGUGAAACAGCGCCCAAGCGCUGCCCCGGCUGGGUCCAGUCCUGACAAAGGCAGGAAUCCAGAUGGGGCGGGGGUGAUGUGAUGGGGUGGGUGGACCUUGCAGUGUGAGGUCACUGCUGUUCCUGAAGCACUAGCUGCCUCCACCCACACGUGGGCGCUUUCUCUUUAGUGCAAGGGUGGCUUUUAGGCAGAAUUCUAACCUGUGCUGGUGGAGAGAGAAGAGGGAGAGGCAGGCAGCUUGGUGAGGGCGAACUGAGCCAAUCUCUCCCUGACCCCGCCCCCCCCACCCCACCCUUCCAUCCAUUGUAUUGGUUGUACCUCUGAGCAAGGCUGUGAGGAAAGGGAAGGCACGUUAAAGACCUAAGCGGCCUAGUGCGGCGCUACUUCCAUGACCACUAGCUGCAUCUCUCAGGCAGCCAGCCUUGGUGCAUCACCCAGUGUUACUGUGUUGUAUAUAGAUACAGAAAUAAGAUGUGUAGGGGCUGGCCCCAUGGCUGGGUGGUUAAGUUUGCGUGCUCUGCUGCAACGGCCCAGGGUUUCGCUGGUUCGAAUC
Equus caballus (horse) is the source of this 1484-nucleotide messenger RNA. It is a transcript of the gene C19H3orf52, whose product is annotated as chromosome 19 C3orf52 homolog. The record is from RefSeq and is a predicted model, not a curated record. NCBI's taxonomy places the organism in Eukaryota, Metazoa, Chordata, Mammalia, Perissodactyla, Equidae.